AUGUCGCGACGUUGUAGGAAUGACCGAACCUCGAAACGGCGAGCCAACACAAAGGUCGCAGGAGUUCAGAUCUUUCAGAGGGCAGGUGCCCGACGUGCGCAUACAUCCCAAUACCAACAUGUCAUUCCACGGUUCAUACUACAAAAAUUCCAACUCGGAAUUCCGAAGUCCAGAAAAGAACGAGACAAAGAAUUUGAACGCACUCGUGUUGAUUCCGAAUGCAUCCUUUACUAUGAUGUUGCUACGGGCAGCCUCGAUACUCGCCCCAUUGGAAAGGUUUACGGUGUAUUGGGUAUCUAUCAGGAUGUCCAUAAUACCAGAAACAUCAACGAACUAGAGCAUAAGCUAGCGCACCUCGAAUCUGAGGCAGCCUCCAUCAUCAAUAAUUUGCAUGAAGCGCUUCCUUGGGGUGCUCUCGCUUUGAAGUGCAGCUCUCUAGAGCUCCUGCAAAAGUUCCUGUUUCUCAUGCAUUUUCGCACCAGAUCACACUCCAGCCGAGCCUUUGAAGUGGAUCGUCCAGAAAACAUACAGGCCCAUCAGUGGGUUGAACGCAUCCUGGAGGCAGAUAGCACUCGAUCUGCUGACGAUAUAUGGCGGCAUACCCUCAGAUACUACCUAGAUUCCUCGCAUUCAGAGCUCAUGCGAGAUGCUGCAUAUGCUGUAGAGAGUGGUGAAGAAGACCUUCCGGAGCAUAUCCCAUCUAUCGCUUAUCGCACUUACUUGGAUGACUAUUUCCUCAGCAUCUGGGAAGCCGCGCAAGGGGAAGAAUUUAUACUCACGCACAAUGCAUUCGGUUUAUCGGAAGGUUCUGCAACUGGCUGCCCUGCCCUGCACCGCAUAUUCGUGCUCAGCCCUCGCAUUGCUGUUGUCCUAUGCAAUGUCCGGCUGCGGCCGGAAACAAAAAGGCGCAGAAGGUCAGGUUCACUCGAGAGCUCCUUGCUCGAUGUGAAUCUAACCCUACCAGUUCCAAACUACACGGCUGAAGAACGUGGCAUACAGCUAUUUUCACACCAAAGGUCCUCAUGGGAGAUGAAAAUCGAUAGUGUUGUGUUCAAAAUCACAAAACUAACCCGAUCCCAAACAUUGGAGCUCAAUUCCGUUGUAUUAUUCAACCUGGAGGAAACAGGCUCUUUGACCUUCCGGUCAGCAACGAAGAUGCUUCGCACCGCGCAUGCAUUUCGGAGUAAUUUCCCGUCGAGCCAUCUGGUCAUUCCGCUCAUUGCACAUUUGACCACCAGCCUUCAGUCAGAAGAAGUGUCGUCCCUUCAUUCAUCAGUAACGUCUUCAGCAGCUUCCCCCGACGAGGAUUUCGACCCCCUUUCACUCGGCGAUUUAGUGCUCUAUGUGCUUCUCAUGCAGAUAUGUUCGGGACGCAAGCAGUCCCCUUCGGCAUAUGAUAGGGCACAUUUCGUCCUGAAGAUCAUGGCAAAGGCAAAAGCAAAACCCACCUCAUUCGCACGCAAAAUCAGCCGAAAAGUCCGCAGGGCUUUCAGGGCAUGCAAGGGAGACAUGGAAGAUGGGAUGUCCUUCGCCGAGGGCGUCAAUCCCGCCCCUUUACUUUCCUCCAUUCCCAGCAAAUUGUCUUCUCAACUCUUCGAAUUGAUGAUACCGUACAUGCACAAACGGGGUGUCAAGAUGUCUGGAGGUGGCGAGACUUUGAAAGUGCUCCAACGUGAUGUUGCCGUGGUGAGCUUUCUGCAACAUGCGUCAUGCAACCCUGGAGUGUGGCAUGCGCUCUCGCAUAGCAGUUCGGAGGCACCCGAGAUCUUGUCAAGACUGUUCAAGAAGGGCACGCCGGCAGAUGAAUUCAUUGCGAAAUUUUCACCGUCAAAAUUCUCUUCCCACUAUAACAGGGCGUACUCUCUGCGAAAAGUAUAUGGCAUGGCCGGGCCCACUACCAGUCCCAUCAGUCAACGUUACUACGGGUUGACGGCUUUCAUAAUCGAAUACUUUGAUCACCUGGCAGUGCUAGGAUUUCCGCCAGAACCGUACUUUUCGCAGUCAUGCAAGAGGUCUAAUGCACAGCUCGUUCACAUCAUGCCAAGGGCGCAUUCGGACUUGCUGAUGAAAUGGAUGAAGAAGUUCCUGCGAGCAGAGCUUGAGGAGUACGAGUACGAGUUGGGAGAGGACACUCUGGAUGAGACCACUAAAGAAUGGGUGGAUGAGAUGGCCAUCGUUGGUUGUCUCGCAUGGCUGGGGAAGCACAGGAGGAAUAUGGUGGAUUUCAUUCUGGAUGGGUUUCCGUUGGGCAUGAAUCUCGAGUUGUUCGAAGGUGAAAGCCACUGGGAGUACCUGAAUUAG
Molecule: messenger RNA, 2301 nt
Organism: Suillus plorans
Lineage: Eukaryota; Fungi; Basidiomycota; Agaricomycetes; Boletales; Suillaceae
Exons: 2
Coding region: 1-2301 (766 amino acids)
Source: RefSeq, a predicted model, not a curated record